CCCAUCGCUGAAUGCAUAGCCAGUUCUCCGAACGGAUAUCCUUCUUCUUCUGAAAGUGGGUUCCUGUGAGUCACUGAUUGCUUCUGCAAAGAAUUAAUUAAUUCCUCAUGGGACCAGGCGUUGUUGUUGGGGAUCUGAGCUCGCACAGCAGGAGCAGGAGGACGAGGACCCAGGGUUGCGUUGUGCAGGAAGAAGAAGAAGAAGCUUGCGCAGGCAGGCAGUGCGGCUAUGUCUGGUAGAAUAUGGAGUUAGCAGGUGGGUAACCUUCCUUGGGCCCUAUUUACUUGACAACUUUAAUUCCUUGAUUGAGUGGUUAAGCUGCUGUCCAUGGCUAUGGAACCACGAGUAGCAGGUACCGAAAUUCAUUGUUAUGGCCGCGGAAUUUCGGCUUUCGACGUCGGGAUGCGUAGGUUCAUAUCUGGAGAUGUAAUUUCGAAUACGUUGCUUGGCUAUGGAUUGUGCAUAUGUAGAGAGAGAAGAAGAGGGGGCUCUGUGCGGUGUGGCUCAGAAGAAACUCCAAAUUCCAUUUUGCAAGAAGCUGGGAGUAAGAGACGAGCUGCCAGAACGGCCGAUACAGUGGUUAUGAGAAUAGAGCGGAGCAACGAAGCCACUGAGAGGAGAGCGUUGGCCAAAGGUUCAAAGAGGCUGUAUCCUCGUGCAUUGUUGGAAUCUCUCGAUGUGCGUAUCAAGCAGAAUGAAUGGGAGUCUGCUUUGAGGGUAUUCGAGCUUGUGAGAAUACAAGAGUGGUACACUGCGGAAGUGUCCACUUAUGUUAAACUGUUGACUAUGUUAGCAAGGGUCAAGCAGCCCCAAGCGGCCUCAAACCUCUUUGACUUCUUGCUGCAGGACAAGUUACGGCCCACCCUUGAGAUAUUCACAGCUUUGAUUACUGUCUUUACGAAGAGCAACCUCCUGAAGAAGGCUUUCGAAGUUUUUGAGCAGAUGAGACUAUUUGAUGGAUGUUUACCCGAUAAGUACGCGUACACCACGAUGAUCAAGGGGUGUUGCGAUGCGGGGCUUUAUGAUCAAGCGAAGAAGUUAUUUAAUGAGAUGAUGAGAGAAGGUGUUGAGCCAACCAUUGUCACGUACAAUACCCUUAUCUUUGGGUAUGGGAAAGCCGGUUUGUUUGCGGAGAUUGAAUAUUUGCUUUCUUUGAUGGAGGCAAACGGUAUAACGCCAGACACAAUCACAUGGAACACGUUGAUACGAGUCUUUGGGCUGCAUAACCGAAUACCUGAAAUGGAGCAAGCUUAUGAGGGACUUCUUGCGCAAGGUUUAAUGGCCGAUGAAGUGACUCUCAACAGUCUUAUAGGAACAUACGGGAGGGCGGGCUUGUACGGGAAGAUGGAGUGCGUGACUGAUUUCAUGCGGAGGUACAGUUAUCCAAUGACAACGGUAACCUACAACAUAAUUAUUGAAAUUUAUGGUAAAGCUAGAAAGAUUGAGCAAAUGGACACAGCUUUCAAGAGAAUGAAAGCUCAGGGCUUGAAACCUAACUGUAUCACAUUUUCUUCUAUCUUAAGUGCUUAUGGUAAACAUGGAGAAUGGCACAAAAUUGAGAAAAUCAUGCGGCAAGUGCGACAUUAUAAUGCUGCUGAUACUGCCGUGUACAACGCUGCUAUUGAUGCUCAUCGGAGGGCCCUAGAUUUUGAGGCUAUGGAGAAACUGUUUGAGGAGAUGAAGAUGGAAGGUGUCGCACCUGAUGGUAUUACAUAUACCACAUUAAUUGAAGCUUACGGGAGAGUCAGGAAGCUGCAGAAAGCACGGGAAUUGCAAGAGGAGUGGGACGCAUUAAAGAAAUGACUCUAAUCUUAACAAGUGACCGAGUAAUGGUAUCAAUCAUUGUUUUAGACGGAGAAAAACAUGAGCAAGAGGAGAAUCUUUUCGGAUAUUUAGGCCCAACGGCUUGAUAUUGAAGGCUUUCUCUGGCUGGCCCUUUUUACUACACAAAGGAGUAUUUCUUGAUCGAUGACAAGCCAUCGAUGAGCAUAGGAAAACCAUCUGAGGUAAUUUGCUUGAAGAAAGCAGGGCAUGAAUCUGCAAGUCUGCCUUGAUAUUACAAAAAGACAAUGUUGUGUCAUGUGUAUUGACAAGGACCCUGACGAUUGCACUGUUGCUAGGAGAUCGUCAGUUGUACUCUUCUGUACAUAUCUGGAUAUGGAUUGUCAGAGUGAGAAAAGACCGAGUAGGGAUUGAGUUAACAUGAGAUAAUUGUGACGGGUUCAAAAGUGUCCUUCCUGUCCAUGUUUUGAUGACUAAUGAAUUUGGAAGUCUCAUGGUCACUUGAUGGACUUAUUGCACAAUU
Molecule: messenger RNA, 2305 nt
Organism: Physcomitrium patens
Lineage: Eukaryota; Viridiplantae; Streptophyta; Bryopsida; Funariales; Funariaceae
Molecular function (GO): protein binding
Source: RefSeq, a predicted model, not a curated record